This is a messenger RNA of Cryptococcus deneoformans JEC21, 2862 nucleotides long. RefSeq names its product expressed protein. Bases 111 to 2414 code for a protein of 767 amino acids. The record is from RefSeq and is a predicted model, not a curated record. Lineage: Eukaryota; Fungi; Basidiomycota; Tremellomycetes; Tremellales; Cryptococcaceae. The transcript has 5 exons.
CAAGACUCUGGCACGUUUUUUUUCUUCUCGCCGUUCUUUGUUGCCCUCGCAUUCAGUGUCCAGUUACUGUAUUGUCCAUUGUGCGCUGUUGCAUUCCAUAUAUAUUGAAUAUGGCCAUUGCUGACCAAUUCGCUAUCCCGAUCACUAUUUUACGCCAUUUUGACUUGUCUUCAAGUCCUUGGAGCUCAGAAGUGGAAGGAUACACCAAAAGGCGAGAACGGUCACCCAACGGCAAACUAUUCUUUGAUAGACUCUUGGAAAUUGCAGGAAUCGACGGUCCCUCCCUCUACCCUCCGAAAUCACCGGCCGAUGUCCGAAGGCUCCUUCAUUCAAUUCAAUCUACUGAACUUGACAGGCUCAAGAAAGACUGUUACUUUUACUACCUCUUACUGGACUAUGACGGUCAACCUGAAGCACGAAAGCCCAAUGGGCAUGUCGAAGGAAUGGAUGUCGAUGAUGAAGAUGCUGUUUUGAUCGUGAAGUCUGUAGAGGCGACAAAAGUGGCAGACAAAUUUGCCAGGAAAAGAUGUAUGCCGAGACAUUGGAGGAUCUUCAUCGACGGUUACUGGGCGUUAGAUCACGGAUUGUGGAAGAUUGCAGUCGACAACUUAUCAGACCCAUCUAUCUCAGAAGUCAAUUUUAUGUCCGAGAUCGUCCAAACCCUCUCUACAUCUGUAUCACCGCCGCAGCUUGCUUGCUCACUCCUUCAUUCGUUCCUCCUCUCCACUCAGCCAAAUUUUCCGAAUCCUUCACUCGAGAGCGAUGUGAGAUUGAUCGCUACUGCCUCCGCCACUAGCAUUUUUGCAGCCCUUGGCUGUACUCGUCAGGAAUCAUCCCCUGAGCAAAGAAAAAGGAUGCGGGAAGUCGUUUGGUCUUGGAUGUUGGGUGCUCCGCGCACACCAUGCGGGGCUGGAAAUCAUGUCGUUCAAUCCAAGGCCCUCAAAGAGCUCAUCCAUGCUCCUUUGCUUCCAGAGGAGGAAACCCAUUUAACCGAAUUUCUUUCUCAUCCUCCACGCUCUGUUCCAUCCUCUGCUCUUUCUCGGCUCCACGACCUAGUGACAAUUCGUUUAAUCCAUCAAGGACAUUAUAACCAAGUAAUUCAGCUUGACAAAAAGCUUGCAGGUAACGGUGCAGGCACUCAAGGAGAUAGGCAAAAGCGACGGGAAAUGGUUAGGGAAUUCAUUUCCAUUCUGCCAGAGGCACACAGGCGGGUGUUGUUGACCGAUGUGGAAGGAAGCUUACGAAGAGCGGAGAAAGAGAUCAAUGGGUUUUCAGAGGAUAUGGAUAUGAUUGGCUCGUGGCUGCAGGUUGAUGGGGUGGACGAAUCCACUCCUACUCCUACAUUCGCUUUGGUUUCGCCAUCAGUGCCAGUGACUGUACCAGCAUCCGUUCCCGUACCUGUCACCGUCGCCCCUACACCUAUUCGUUCCGUUCCUUCUUCCUCCAACCUCGUGCAUCUCGCUCACGCGGCUUCUGUUGCCUCCCCUUCCCAGCGACCAGAGCGUACGCAUUCUCCUUUUGGUGGCCCACCCCGCUUCGCUCAAGGUGCCACGGUGUCCAGCUCAUCCCCUAGGCAAAGCCAGGCUUUCACUGGCAGUCCAUUUUCACUUCCUCAGAAAACUGCGGCUGCUAAAGCACAUGCCUCUCCAGAGAAGCCUAGACCAAAGAUGGUCAUCAACGAUGACCAAGAAGCUGAAGAAACACUUAAAAAAAAACCGGUUAAGGGAAAAGAUAAAGAUACAACAGGUGGAAAUGGUGGUUUGAGAAGGUCGAGAAGACAGGUUUCUAUGAGUGUGGAGCCAGAAGAACUUCCUGUUGACGAAAAUCACCCCAUUGAACCUAUUGCUGAGGAUAGCGCGUGGUCGCCGUCAUAUGCCGUUGUAGAGGAACCAAAGUCAACCAGGAAGGGAGGCAGAAGAACGCGCGAUAAGACGCCACCCAUGUCUAUAUCACCGUCUAGAAGAUCGACUCGUGCGAGGAAGAGUGCACUUCCCCCGUCAACAUCAGAUGAUGAACCGCGCGCUCGGCGCACCCGUGGAGCAUCAGCGCAUCCGGAACCGUCCGCUACACCUGUUACGCAUGGACGAAUGACUCGCUCUGUUUCACGUGCAUUGUUAGAAGACAGUGAUCACGAGAGUGUUGAUAUGGACAUGAGUGUGCCCUCGUCAAAAAGAAAUGGCACUGCCGCUUCUGGCAGUGUAAGAAAGAAGAGGAGAGGCAGCGUGGCUGCUAGCGAAAUUACGGAUGAUGGCCUUGCGACGUUGAUGGAGACACCGAGAGUGAGAAGGUCAAAUAGAAAAGCUGCCCCUAGUCCGACACCCAGUGUCCAGGGAUCUGAGGCUGGAAAGAUCAGGCGGAAGAGGGAAAACCCGGCACCGACUCCAAGGAUGGCUACGCGGUCGCGAAGGGUUUAAGAGAGGAGUCGGAUUCUUGCGUCUAUUUUUGCUAUUGAAAUGCAGACGGAUUGCCAUCCGAACGUCAUGAAUGGUGACAGUGGGCAUACAUAUUCUGAAUAUCCACCACAUAUAAACUCAAGUCUUUGUCUCUAAUCACCACAACCUCCACUUCACUACAAAGCAAUGUCAUUAUGAACGUUGAAGUUCCCAACAGGAUUGUCCUGGCUACAUUUGAUGAGAUGUUAUGUUCAACUUUGGAUGAGGCGCUCCUAAUCUUUCCCUCAAGGACUGGCAGGAUUCGCUUUAGGAUCCCAAGCAGUACCUUCUAAUUUAUCCAUAUCCUUGAGGGGAUGUUCCUCUCUUGCUUGUUCGAGUAGCUGAGAAACUUACCAGAAGACACCCCUGAUAAUUUUUCCACAGUUGGCCACAAGCCCUUUCAUACUCCUCUGCCUUGAUCUGCGCUCUA